UCUGGUGCAGGUGGAUUCAGGCUCUAGCGAAGCAAAAUAAUGGAACAUCAAGCUUACCAACCCGUCUUGCCCUGUGUUAAUAAAUAUCUGCAAUACAGAUGGGACAAGAACUGCUAUGAGAUGCACAGGAACAAGGUUAAAUCCUCAAAACCAACUAUCAACACAACUCCACCGAAAACUUACAACCACAUUCUUGUCAAGCAAAAGAAAAGACAGCUUGAAGAAGAACGGGUUUCGAGAAUCACUAGAGAAAAUAACUUGCUUCUCGACAAAAUGUCCCAUAUAAUGAAGACCAGCGGAGGAGUUGACUGUAAAAAUGACUAUGUAAAGAAAAGUCUUGGUUCAGAAAAAAGACAGCAGGAGCUGCUUCGCAUCACUAAAGAGAAUCAGUGUAUCCUUCAGCGUCUGUCCACCUGCAGGCCCCUUUACAGCGUUCACGUGUGGCACGAGCAGUGGCUCAAAAACCUGCAGCUCAUGGACACCAUAGGGAGAUAUCCGAGUCUGCACACAGCACAUGGAUCCUCUUUGCCACCGAUUUCAGCAGAUAGACAUGGAAUACAGAAGAAGAAAACUGCAAGAAAUGAGCAUGAACUGUCUAAAGAAGAUCAAAUCUGAACACAAAGAUACAUCUCGAGAUGAAGCCUAAUUCGCGGAAGACAGGGUGUAAAUCUUAAAGAUAAAAUAAGUUGUUUUUCUGUAUCUCAAGUCAAGUCAAAUCGAGCUUUAUUGUCAUUUCUGUUACAUAUCUGGACGUGUAGUUGAACGAAACGUUAUGUCUCACAGGACCACCUUGAGCAUAAAUAUAAGCUUCACUAGAAGUCUAUUAAUAUUCUUACUGAAUUAAGUGAUGCCAUAGUCAAGUACAUAACAGUUCAAUAGUGAAUCAUAAGCACGAGGGGUCCCUUUACAGUCUGUUCUGAACAAUGUUUUAGCUGUUUUAUUAUUUACUUAUUUUAUUUUGUGUUGCAUUGUAAUUUUAUUUUCUUUAUUAACCUAGUACAGUAUCCCCCUGUACAAAUUUAAAUCUAAAUAAAUGCAUUAAACCAAUUAUGCCCAGAUAUGAAAAUGACUUUUCUAAAGAAUGAAGCAUAACAAAUCUUGUGUAGAUUUAGACACUAUGAUUACACAUUCUGUGUGUUUAUAUUAAAUGGUUGUUUUUUGAAUUCUUAAACUGUAUAUCAGAAGCUUAAUUAAAUGUCUGAAUUAUUGUAAUAAAUAUUUUAAAAUGACGUGGACCGAUUUCUUUU
This is a messenger RNA of Puntigrus tetrazona (Sumatra barb), 1247 nucleotides long. It is a transcript of the gene cfap97d2, whose product is annotated as CFAP97 domain containing 2. NCBI's taxonomy places the organism in Eukaryota, Metazoa, Chordata, Actinopteri, Cypriniformes, Cyprinidae. The transcript is spliced from 5 exons. Bases 40 to 615 code for a protein of 191 amino acids. The record is from RefSeq and is a predicted model, not a curated record.